This is a messenger RNA of Populus euphratica (Euphrates poplar), 910 nucleotides long. RefSeq names its product ATP synthase subunit delta', mitochondrial-like. Gene Ontology annotation, molecular function: proton-transporting ATP synthase activity, rotational mechanism. NCBI's taxonomy places the organism in Eukaryota, Viridiplantae, Streptophyta, Magnoliopsida, Malpighiales, Salicaceae. The record is from RefSeq and is a predicted model, not a curated record. Bases 130 to 726 code for a protein of 198 amino acids. Gene Ontology annotation, biological process: proton motive force-driven ATP synthesis. The transcript is spliced from 2 exons.
CACCCCGAGCCCGUAAUUUAUCCCCCAUCACCCCGUUUCUCAUUUCCACUGCAACCCACCAAAACACCACCCCACCACCCCUCAACUCCGACCUUGCAAUAGCCGAGCGACCCCUCAAGAACAGCAACCAUGUUUCGCCGAGCCACCACCGGAAUCUUAGCCCGAAACAUUCGGGCUCGACUCUUCUCCACUGGCCUCCCAGCAGCACAAACAAUUGACUCAACAUUUGCGGAGGCGUGGAAAAAAGUGGCACCAAACUUGGACCCACCAAAGACUCCACUUUCUUUCAUGCAACCUCGGCCUCCAACUCCUUCUGCUAUCCCUUCUAAGCUUACUGUUAACUUCGUACUUCCUUAUGCUUCUGAGAUUUCUGGUAAAGAGGUCGACAUGGUCAUAAUUCCAGCAUCAACUGGGCAGAUGGGUGUUCUUCCGGGACAUGUAUCAACAAUUACAGAAUUGAAACCUGGGGUACUAUCAGUGCAUGAAGGAAAUGAAGUGAAGAAGUAUUUUGUUAGCAGUGGCUUUGCAUUCAUCCAUGCCAACUCGAUGGCUGAUAUAGUUGCUGUUGAGGCUGCGCCCCUUGAUCAAAUUGACUCCAGCCUAGUUCAGAAGGGUCUCACAGAGUUCACCCAGAAGCUAAGCUCGGCCUCAACUGACUUGGAGAAAGCUGAAGCUCAAAUUGGAGUUGAUGUGCAUAGUGCUCUCAAUGCUGCUCUCACAGGCUAAUUUUAUGCUUGCAGUCCUUCUACGAGACCCUUGAUUUAGUCAUGCUGCAUGUUUUCUUUUUAAAGUCUGGCUUGUUGACGUGCAAAUUGAUCACCUCAAGCUGAACAUUGCUUUUCAACGUUUUUAUUUCUCUACUUAUUAGCUGAAUGGGAAAUUGGUGAAUAAUACGUGAAUUGAUUUAUCU